UGUUGUCUGCCGCCAUAUUGAAGUAUUAGUCGUGAGGGCUACUCAGCCAGAUUUCUUUCUCCAAUUUCUUUUACGAUGGAGAAUCUUUAUGGAAUAGGUAUUACCAAUCGGUAUCAAUUGUUUUUAAAUGAAGAUGAAGAUCCGUUAGAAGUACUUAAGUCCCAAGAGCAAGAGAAAGAGUUGAAGAAGAAAUCCAAGCUCUCGGAAAAAGAAAACAAGGGCAAGCAGCAAGAGAUCAAAGGAAAACCUGCUGUUGCUUCAAGGAAAGGAAUCAAAGAAACUCAGAACAUUAAGUCCCAAGAUCAACAACAUAAAGUGAAAGAUGAGAACGUGAAACCUAAAGGACCUCCAAGAACUGAACGUGAACGUAGAUUUAAUACUGAGAAUCGUGAGGAGCGAAACAAUCAAAGAAACCGACCAGACAAGCCACCCGGAACAGGCAGUGAUUUUCACAGGGAGGAUCGUGGAGGUGAGAGGAGACCUGAGAGGCGCCAAGGUCCGAGGGAGGAAAGGGAAGGAAACCGAGGAGAUGGAGGCAGAGGCACUGGACGAGGCAUGGGCCGUGGUCGUGGAAGAGGAGGCAGAGGUGGUUUCGAUGGACGUGGCAAGCGCGAGUUUGAUAGACAGUCUGGCUCUGACAAAACGGACUUGGAAAUCAACCGGCCUAAUGAAGAAGCAUGGGAGAUGAGAGAGAAAACUGACGUUGAAGUACCUCCGCCUGAAGUCACUGACAAGGAAACUGCUGAAGGACAGAAUGGAGUUGGUAGCGGUGAAGAAGGUGAGACCCCAGCUAACGUAGAAGAGGAACGCAAGGAACUGACAUUGGAUGAGUGGAAGGCACUGAAGGGAAGCCGCUCUAAGCCUACAUAUAACUUGCGAAAGGCCGGGGAAGGUGAAGACUUGUCUCAGUGGAAGAAAAUGUAUGCUCUCAACAAAAAGAAGGAAGAGGAAGAAGAAGAGGAGGAGGAGGAAUAUGACAGUUCUGACUACCCUCAGCGUGUUGGUCGUCAGAAACACAUCCUGGACAUUGAGUUCACUUUUGCAGACUCUCGUAUUGGCAGGGGUGGCCGUGGAGGUAGAGGUGGUGGUCGCGGUGCUCCCAGGGGAGGACAACGCGGCCCUCCUCGUGGCAACAGUUCUGACAAUGCCCCUGGCCCUCGAGAUGCUGACAGGGAGGCAGCUGGUGGUGGUGGUACCUUCGGAGGGCCGCGUAGUUCCCGCCCCAUCGCUAACAAGAGCCGAGACCGUGAGCGUGACAGAGACCAGAACCCCGGUACUUACGCUCAGCGUCAACAACAGAAUCGUCAAAGUGCUCCAAAAGUUGAUGAUGAGCAUGACUUCCCAUCUCUUGGUUAAAUGCCUGCUUACUAGUCAUAUAAGUGUCAACUGUAUUAAUGAUAUUCAAAUUAUCGUUUCCUGCUCAUGAGUAUGUUACAAAUCAUUUGUUAAACGUGUCUGAAAUGAAGGAACUGGCUUCUGUCCGAGAUUGACUGUCCCACUUAAGCAGGCACUGUAAUUUUUAACCGAUGUACAUUUUGUAUGCUUAUUAUUUUGUUAUGAUCGCUUCGGAUCGGUUAUUGAGUGUUAGUUUUUUUUUGUUGGUUAGAAAGAUAAUGUUCAGUUACUGUUAUGAUAUUUAAUCAUAGUAAUAAAUCUAUAAUUUUAAUAUUUUGUAACUACUUAGGUAAAUUAACUAUAUCACACUUUCAGUUGCAGGUAGGCAGAGUCUUAGGCGUUAAUGUUGUUGGUUAAACUAUUUUGUGUUUGCCGUUUUAAAAGGACUUUUAUCAAAUAAUCAAAGAUGUUAAUAUUGUAAAACUUAAGACAAAGUCAACUAUUAAUAAUUAAGCUAUUUGACAUGUCUUUUUGUAUUAAUAUUAGUAUCUUUAGCUUUGUUUUCCAAAAACAAAAAUACUGUUACCCUGGUGAAAAUUUAACACCACCCACAAUCAUAAUAAGAUAAUUAUCUAGUGUUGUUCAAAUAAAGCAUGCAAAACUAGUGUUUUGUAGUUUCUUUUAAUUUAGUUUAUACGUCUUACAGGUUAGUGGAUCUUUCUCUAAGAAGUGAAGAUAUUACAAUUUUGUUUUAUGGGUAUCUGUUUUGUAUUCCUUUUAUGGACAAUUAAAAGUUCAUAUUUGUCAAAUGGAUUAAUACAAUAUACCAACAGACCCCCACUUUUAAUGUUGCAAUCAAAACAAGACAAACUGUUUUUUGAUUCAUCCAUUAUAGAUAGAUACUUUUUAAUCAUUCAAAAACAUCUAUUUGUAUCUAGGGUGUCAUAGAUUGAGUAAACCAACGUUGCUAAAUCAUGAAAGAAAUCUGGCUUUUAAAUUGCACAAAACACUAGAUGAUUCCAAUUAGUUUCUUCAUGCAUUGUUGAUUACAUAAUAAUGGAAAUGAAGUGGUAAUAGUAUAUUACGUUACUAGUCCUGAAAAUAGGUGUUUACCGGACGAGUGUGGUCGUUCCCAUGCGAGACAGAAGUCUAUUACAGGAUUACCAUAUGAGUCCGGUAAACAAAAUUUGGACGAGUGACGUACGAUAUUUUAUGCCAUACUACUAAAUCUAUACAAAUCUUUAUAUAUACCACCGACUAAAGGACUAACAAUCGCUAGUCAUAACCUCUAAGAGAGGUUAUGUUUUUGUUUAGUACCACUCAUUGCCAAAUACAGUAUAAUCAGCUGUUUGGUGUCCGGUAAAACUCGUUACAGUACAGUAGUACGUAAUGAACCCCCAUUUGAUUAAGCUGGUGGCAAACAGCUGUUUUCUGGACUAAAUCCUUGCGUGGGAAGUUCGUCAAAAUAGUGUAGUGUGGCGUAAAAUUCUUUACAAUAAAUUAAUUAAGGUCCUAAAGGAAAGUUUUUAGCUACGAAUUUGUUUAGUAAACUGCUCUAAUUUGUGUCUCUUUCUAAAUGUCAAUCUCUUAAGAUUAAAAAAAAAUGUUUACUCUUUUUAUGGGUUGCCUAAAAAAAGUUAACGUUUAGUUGCUUACACCCAGUAGUUGAGCUAGAGGUUCGGGCUUGAAUCCUGCAGCUGCACUCAGGCAAGGACAAUUUUCUCGAUCUUAAGGAACUAUGAUGAUGUAGAUUAGUUAAAAAAUUGAUUCACCUAUAGACUAUUAACUACCGACAGUUGUUGAAGUACUUUUCUAGAUACCGUGAUAAUAUCAUCAUUUUACCAUUAACAUUUGUUUUGUCUGUCAAGGCCUAUAGUCCCUAAGCAGUUGCUAACUAUAAUCCACCAAAUGUCAACUCUAUAACAGCUAUACAAAAUGGAUCCCUGGAUUAAAGUAACCUAGCCUGUAUAUCCUUAUAACGUGUGAUAAAUCUUACUUACACUUAAAAAAAUCUCAUAGCCUUCUCUGUUUUUGUUUGGGACUAUCAAUUAAAGUAAUUGUUCCGAAAAAAAAAUCAUUAUUAAUAAAGAACCUGGUGUACUCUACAGUGAUCAGAUAUUGAAUGGCAUGAGAAAAAUUGCAUGAUGCCAGCAUACCAGCAUGAAUACCAUUUGAAAACUAUACCAUUUGUUGCAUGAUACCAGCAUAAAAAUAAUGGCAUUGCCUCUGUUAUAUAAACCGUUGUUAGUUUUCCAGUGGUAGAUGUCUUUGGAGAAUCGGAAAUUUAUUUGAUUAUAAACCAAUAUCUGUUGCUUAGCAUUUAUAUUUUUUUCUCUAGGUUGCCUCUGAUGCCUAAGGGUUUUUUUUUUUAAUUUUGUUUUAUUAAAAAGUAAUCAAUUUUAUGAUUUAUCUGCAUAAUACUAUAUUACGUUACUAGUCCAGAAAAUAGGUUUUUACUGGACGAUUGUGGUCGUUCCCGUGCAAGACGAAGUCGAGUGCGGGAUUACCAUACGGGUCCGGUAAACACAUUUUGGACGAGUGGCGUACGAUAUUUUACGCCAUUCUACUCUAAGCUAACGUAACGAUAAAAAAACUGUACAAAUCCUUAUAUAUUCUUACUGACUAAAUUACGAACAAUCACUACUACCCUAAGAGAGGUUAUGUUUUACUUUUUAAUCACUCAUUGUCAAAUAUAAUCAGCUGAUUGGUGUCCGGUAAAACUCAUUACAGUACAGUAGUACGUAAUGAAACCCCAUUUGAUUAAGCUGGCGGCAAACAGCUGUGUUUUCUAGACUAAAUCCUUGCGUGGGAAGUCUGUUAAAACAGUGUAGUGUGGCGUAAAAGUAUUUUUGUAUAUUUUAAAUUGAAAAAGUUAAACACUUGCGAUAUACAAUAAUUUUUUUAUGUUUUUGUUUUUCUUGAUACAAUUAACUGAGCAAUUUGAUAAGAAUUAAAUUUGGCUUUAACAUAAUGAUUUUAUUUCAAUUUGUCUUUCACCGAUUGUUUUAAGCAAUAAUGAGAUCGAAUUGUACACAAGAGGAUGAAUUCUAAAUUUAAUUAUAUUAUAUUUUGUAAAAUGUUAUUAAAUGGAAGCUUUGACUAUUGGUUGGUAGAACUAGACAAACCAUCCUUAAGUGAGUUGAGCCAACGGCAGAGUGCACUGGUCAAUCUGGUAGCAUCUUUUUUGACACAUCAACUAUCUCUGUAAGAAAAACUAACAGAAUAAAUAUAACUAGAUGUUACUGCUCUCUGUGAUUGGCUCAUUCAACAAAGUGUGUUUUGAAUUAAGAUGCUGGUCCAUAUAGAUGGGAUAUCCUCAGUAUCUAAAAGUCAAUAGUGGAAGACAAAGAGAAGAGCCAGGCGCGAUUAACUCACUCUUCAAUCAAUUGAUGAACAUAAUCCCUCUUAUUUAUUUCUCAAUAAGUCUAUUGAACUAUGAUGUAUAUUUAGCCUAAUAACUAAACAGAGAUAUGUGUAUAAUAUUGUAAUAAAUUACCAAAAUGCCAAAAGCCAACUGAAUCAAGAAUUUUCGUACAAAAAACUGUAAAUAAUCAUGCAGUCAUCCAUUAAGAUAUACUUUGAAUGUGUUUAAACAUUUUGUUCUUAAUGAUAUAUGGACAGAUAGCAAGUUAACAUAGGAGUAUUGUAAAUAUGUUUUGUAGGUGUCCGCCUGCCUGAGAUCUAGGUGUGUAAAUAUCUUAGCCCAGCAGUCCUACAAAUUUGAUUAUCUUUCCAUUGUUAUCUACAUUCGUCUCCCUUACAAAAGCCUCAUUUCACACUAAUAAUGUGAUCUAUUUUGUACAAGUAGGAAACUGAAUAAAUGAAAUAAGCCCAUAGAA
Messenger RNA from Macrosteles quadrilineatus (aster leafhopper), 5174 nucleotides. RefSeq names its product plasminogen activator inhibitor 1 RNA-binding protein-like. The transcript is spliced from 8 exons. Bases 76 to 1356 code for a protein of 426 amino acids. Gene Ontology annotation, cellular component: cytoplasm; nucleus. The record is from RefSeq and is a predicted model, not a curated record. Lineage: Eukaryota; Metazoa; Arthropoda; Insecta; Hemiptera; Cicadellidae. Gene Ontology annotation, molecular function: RNA binding.